Molecule: messenger RNA, 1064 nt
Organism: Cuscuta campestris
Lineage: Eukaryota; Viridiplantae; Streptophyta; Magnoliopsida; Solanales; Convolvulaceae
Source: the annotation of a GenBank genome assembly
AUACGGUCCAGGGCUUCUACAUUUUAACCCGUGGCUCCGUCCUUCUUCUCCAUCUAGGUUUUUCUGCGUCUGGAAUCUAACCUGCGAAGACCAAACUCAUCACUCAUGACCAGCGACGAUUUGUGUCUUUAUUCUGCGCUUAUGGUUGCAGGAUUUGUUUCCCCAUCUCUGCCUUGGCAUCGUCACGAUUCACGAAGGGUUAUCUCUUAGAAUCCUUUGUAUGCCUGCGACUUUGUUUUCCAAACAUCGUUCACUGGGUGAUGGUAGCUACUAUGAAAAGGUUUGGGAUUACUGGGUUUCUGCUUGGUCACUGGCAAUAAAGGUAGAAGAACUACUAAGCGCACAAAAGGGUCAUCUGUCGAGCUUGCUCCUGUUCUUGCUGCACAACUUGGCGAUUGGAUUAGUUCUCAUCACACACCUGCCUCUAGAAAAACAUACCAAAAAAGCAAGGUGUGCAUUUAUGUACUUCUUAAAUUGACUAUAUGCUGAUAUUGUUAAACAGAUGACACUUAAUUAGACAAUUAGUUGUAGGAUCGACCACCCUUGAGGAUGUUGUUUCUACUGGUUGCUUAUCAGCUACUCACUUCUUGGGAAUGGCUGUUUGGGAUGGCCCUAAUCCAUGUUACUACAGCUGGGAUUUUGGGAGCUAAAACGAGAGUUCAUCAGUCUGCAAUUGAAGUAAUCCUGGAAAUUUUAAUGCACUCAGUGUUAAUGAUAUGUCACAUUUAUGCUAUGCCAUUUAGUCUGAAAUCUGUUUAUGUUCAAGGCUUAUGUCAAGGACUUCACAUAUGUGUUUUGCCUAUCUUGAGAUUAGGGAUUUUGAGAGUCAAAAUGAGAGUUCAUCAAUCCGCAAGUAAUCCUGGAAGUUUUUGAUAAUGUCACAGUUACGCUAAGCCCUGGAAAAUAUAUUCAUGUUCAAGGCUUAUGUUUUAUUUGGAUCAAGUGCAAUACCUUGUUGUAUCUUUAGUACUUAGUACCCAUGAUCUUUGUUGUUUGAGAGGGGCUUUGGUUUGGUCCUCCCCUUGUGUAUAUUUUUUUCAUUCUAAUAAAAGUUUCUCUCAUAA